UAUCCUUAUCACUUUCUGCCGUGAACGCUUGUAUCUAUGGAGAAAAUUACUUGUCUUGUUUGCAGAUGAGGAUAGCUUUUCUCGCUCAAUUAUGGUUAACCGUUGCCUCACAGAGAAGUCCAAACAGUUCUAACCGAGAUGAAAACGAAGUUCUCGGAACACCCGACGUACAAUGUAGUGAAGAUGCUAUCACUUUUUCAGUGCGAACAUCAGCUCCAUUCAAGAAACCCUACAUUCAAAAUUCUCCUCUUCUUCUGAGGCAUUCGACUACCGAUAGUCAUUACAUAUCGAUGCCACUUUUGUUCUUUGGCAACCAUCUUAUCCUAUUCCGGAGGAUAGCGCGAAAAGAUAAAAUCAAAGUAAAAAAGACACCGAUCUGUAACAUUCUAUUUUUCGUCUUCGAUAGGGAUGAUUUAGUAUUUCUCAAAUCACUGUAUACCGUACAAAAGAAGUCAUUCAGGGGCAAUAUCUAUGUCAAAGGUCAUUACGGUAUGGAUAGUUGUCGGCAAGAGUACUACGGUAAUGAUUUUCCCGGUGCUACAUUUGUGGUUCGCAUCGGCGACUGCGGAAUGCGACGAAUUCGACAGCUACAACCACAUGGAAUGAACUAUGUGCUGACGUUUGUCGCAAAUUUUCACCCGCAUUUCAUGACUAAAGUGGAUCGAGCCUAUAAUGUCCGCUGUUUUUAUGCAUAUAUCGACAAGACAGUCAAUGCGGAUAUGGAUGUGAGAGAUUACAGUAAUCUACCAUCUGAGUCAUUGGAACAGCAGUCCACCUUAAUGCCCGAAUGUGAGUAUUCUAUUCGCGAAGGAUCUCCUGAUGGACAACGCGUCAGAACAUCUUCCAUUGGCGCAAAUCUUGUGCACAGAUGGGAUUGCAGGACUAGCAGUAAGAAACUUUGCUUAUUUCGUUUUAUUUCCUUAUUUGCAAAAGAAGUGGCUGAAUGCAAAAGCGAUAGGUCCCGGGGAGAUUUGAACUCCACGCUUGCGCAAAAGAAUAGGUCCCGAUGUCCGUAUGCCCUACCGAUCCAACUUCGACCGAUCAAUUAUGAUCAAUCGCUCUCGUCUGCUUACAUGGUAGUCGAGGCUUUUGUCUUUCCGGAUCGAAGUAAUGUACAAUUCCAAUGUCAAGUGCAAAUUUGUGACAAAAGAGAUAACGAGUGCCUUGGGAUUACGCCGCCAAACUGCCCGCUUAUGCCUCGAAGUGAAUUUGUCCCCAACUCUGUUGUUGAUCCAUCCGUAAAUCCUACUCAGGUAAUAGCCACUUUUGAAGGCACGCUUCGCUCAGCAAUGGGUAACGCAGUUCUUGAUGGCACACUUCAUCCGCCAGGACAUAAACACUGCCCGUAGUG
Cylicostephanus goldi is the source of this 1351-nucleotide messenger RNA. The record is from the annotation of a GenBank genome assembly. Lineage: Eukaryota; Metazoa; Nematoda; Chromadorea; Rhabditida; Strongylidae.